Scatophagus argus is the source of this 4161-nucleotide messenger RNA. RefSeq names its product prickle homolog 1b (gene prickle1b). The transcript has 9 exons. Gene Ontology annotation, molecular function: zinc ion binding. Lineage: Eukaryota; Metazoa; Chordata; Actinopteri; Scatophagidae. The coding region runs from base 389 to 3172 and encodes 927 amino acids. The record is from RefSeq and is a predicted model, not a curated record.
AAUGUCAUUUCUCGACGCUUUAACUUUGUGUCAGAGCUGCGCAGCGCUCAGUCCCGGUACGCGUCCGUAUGUCUCUGUUUCUGUCCAUGACCAUGCACUAAAAAAGCCUACAUCCAUCGAGCUGAAUCAGGACUUGCAAACACACAGCACUGAGUGUGUUUGUUUGGAUGCAGUCAUCCCGGAUGCUUCCAGAGUCGUGAUUUUAUUCUGACAAACGGAGUAUUCAACCACGACCCCGGACAAAGUUGUUGCUUCUGAGAGGGGAUACACAACCCAGGUCCCUGAUGAAACAGUUUGUAUCCAGGAGGAUACUUGGUCUUGGCAAGACAUUUUUUGCCUACAGGGACCAUCUGAACUUGUAUGCAGUUCAAUUCAGCACUCGUGUGUGAUGAACCUGCAGCGCAGUGAAAGAGGGGAGCGUCCUUUGCCUCGAGGCCUGGAGAUGGAGCCUCGUACUGGGGGAAAGAUGGGAAAGAUAUCCCUGGGCUUCCAGAGGAGCUCCACCUCAGACGAUGACUCUGGGUGUGCGUUGGAGGAGUAUGCUUGGGUGCCACCGGGAGUCAGGCCUGAGCAGGUCCAGAUGUAUUUCUCCUGUCUGCCAGAGGAUAAGGUGCCAUAUGUCAACAGCUCCGGAGAGAAGCACAGGGUCCAACAGCUCCUCUACCAACUGCCGCCACAGGACAACGAGGUGCGUUACUGCCACUCUCUGACUGAGGAGGAAAAGAGGGAGCUCCACAUGUUCAGUGCCCAGAGGAAGAGGGAGGCACUGGGGAGAGGAACACCCAAAAUCCUGCCCCGAGCUCUGCAACACACCCGCUGUGAAAAUUGUGGCGGAGGCAUCAAUGGAGGGGAGAUGGCAAUUUUUGCCUCCAGAGCAGGGCCGAGCCCCUGCUGGCACCCAGCAUGCUUUGUGUGUGCCACAUGUCAAGAGCUGCUGGUGGAUCUCAUCUAUUUCUACCAUAAUGGCAAGAUCCUGUGUGGAAGACACCAUGCUGAGCUUCUCAAACCACGAUGCUCUUCAUGUGAUGAGAUCAUAUUUUCAGAUGAGUGCACUGAAGCAGAGGGUCGUCACUGGCACAUGAAACACUUUGCCUGUUUUGAGUGUGGAACAAUGCUAGGAGGGCAGCGCUACAUCAUGAAAGAUAGCCGGCCCUACUGUUGUGGCUGCUUUGAGUCACUGUAUGCAGAGUAUUGUGAGGCCUGUGGUGAAAACAUUGGUGUUGACCAUGCCCAGAUGACCUAUGAAGGUGUGCACUGGCAUGCCACAGACCAGUGCUUCAGUUGCGCCCAGUGCAAGACAUCCUUGUUGGGAUGUCCCUUCCUGCCAAAGCAAGGUCGCAUCUAUUGCUCAAAGGCUUGCAGCCAGGGGGAAGAUAUACAUGCCUCUGACUCAUCUGAUUCUGCCUUCCAGUCUGCCCGCUCACGAGAGUCACGGCGCAGUGUACGCAUGGGUAAGAGCAGCAGACCUGCUGAACAGUGGAGACAGUCACAGCUUUUUAACCCCCCUGCCACCAUCCCUUCAUUUGAGUAUAAAUUUGGAGAUGGAGAAGAUGAUGGAGAUGCUGAUUGCGACAUUGGUAUCGUAGGGCGCAAGCUGGCCCGUCUAGGCCUGGAAGAGGAUAGGUUCUGGAGGGAGCGGGAGGAGCAGGAUGUUGGUGGAGAGGAGGAUCCAGAGGAGUGGGCACAGCAUGAGGACUAUAUGACUCAGCUCCUGCUCAAGUUUGGUGACCGUGGCAUGUUACACCAACUUCAGCAGCCAUCCCUAAAAUCUCCCAGCCCCAGCAGCGACAGAAACAGACUAAUAACUGUCUCUGACCCAUGGCUAAAGCCUGAUACUACAUCUAUGGGGGUUACCGCUUCCUCUCCAACCCCUGCCAGUCCCACCCAGAGCCAGAAUUCCAGUCAGUCUCGAGCCAACAGCCUUAGCCCUGGACUGAUGAGCAAGAAGCACUUGCCUGAAAUGUACUGGGCACAGUCCCAGGAUGGGUUGGGAGACUCAGCCUAUGGAAGUCAUCCAGGUCCUGCCAGUGCCAGAAAGAUCCAAGAGCUCGAGUUGGACCAGGAUCAGGACCAGUCUGGGACAGGAAAACAGAAUUUCUGGCCAGACACUAGGCAGUGGUAUGAAGACUCCCUUGAGUGCAUUGCUGAUGAACUAAGGAAAGUCGAGCAAGGUGCUGGAGACUCCAUGGACUCCCUGGCGCUCUCAAACAUCACUGGUGCAUCAGUGGAUGGAGAUGACAGGGACAGACCUAUAGUCUACACCCUUGCCAUGCAGGAUCCCUCAGUGGCAGACGACUGUGAGAAGAUGAGCAACAUGGGAACUUUUAAUUCAUCUCAUCUUCACCAUAGUGCUAACUCUCUCAACCUUAACAUGGAGAAGGGAGAUGAUGAGGAGUUAGCACUGGCAAUGAGGGGAGGCACACCAGAGGGACUUCACUCAUUGUCCCCACAUUCGGAAGGCCUCCCUUCUUCCUUUGUCCAUGCCCCAGCUCUGAGGAGGAGCAAGUCCCAGUCCAGGCCUCCUCAGAUGGUCAAGUUUUCUGAAGACACUGUAGAUAAUGGAUAUAAUGAUGGGUUUGAUCUUAAUAUUAGAAAGCAUCCUAUGAGUGAGAAGCCACAGCGGAGGGUGUACUGCUCAGAUGAGAUGGGCCGAGAAAGAAGCCGCCCAGCAAGCCACCAUGGGCGCAGCAGGAAUCACCAUCACCGCCAAGGUCGGCACCACAGGAGCCGCAAAACCCGCUCGGACAACAAUCUUCACAUGGUGCCUUUGGAGAAAGCACAAAGGCCAUAUGAGCGCCAGCACCAGGAUCUGGUGAACUCUCCUUGUGGUGCCAUGCUCCUACAGCAUCCCGCACACAGGCUGCCUUUGGCCUACUCCCAAAGCCGAUCUAACUAUAUGCCUCAGGGCUCAGCUCAAGGAGACCCACGGGCUGAGUAUUUCAUGGGUCUCUGCAGAGACGAGGAUGACUAUUGCUCUACUUGUUCUUCCUCAUCAUCGGACUCUGAGGAGGAGGGCUAUUUCUUGGGCCAGCCAAUACCUCAGCCUCGAGUGGCUGGACGUUACUAUGCGGAGGACUACCCAACGAGGGUUACAGCCCUAUCCUCCCAGAGCCAUGGCUCACAGACUGGUCGCAGAAAAAGCCACCGCUCCAAAAACUGUAUCAUCUCUUAACAACUCAGAGUGUAUUUAAAUUGCAACCUCCAAUACACUUAAUAGUAAAAUCUGAUCAUGUGUCUUUUGCAGAACAAAUCUGGUUUAGGAAAGGCAGUAUAAAACAACCCACAGGCACAAACUGUGUAUUACGCCCUAACAUAAGGUGUAAUGUCAAGAUGCAUAUCAUAUGGCCCAAAUCUCCCCAAAGAAUAAAUCAAUUCCAACUGCUAAGAAAGACAAGAAAAGAGUGGAUCUGUGUAAAAUAUAGUCAGACAUUUUUUUCUUUUUUUUGUGUGUCCAGAUUGGCAGAUUCAAUACUGGGUUUUGAAUUUUAGCAUUAAUAUGAUGCAUGUAAUGGUAAAUUUGGAAGCCUCUCUUUAAACAGUCCAGACUGAUAUUAUGUACAGAGUUGACAUUGAUGACAUUAGACUUUUUCUUUCAUUUUGACAUCAAGAUUCUUUUUUUAAAAAAUUGCGCUCAGUUAACAGUUUUGCAGCAAAAUAUUUGUGUGCGUUAAAAUGGCAACAUAUUGUACACAGAGGUUGAUAAAGUAGAAAAUAGAAACAAACCAAAUAAUUAUUUAAUGCACAAUAGUACAAAAUGAUUAUGUAUAUACUAAGUUAAGAUUUUAAUACUGGUAUUUUUUAUAUCUGUGGUUUAAAUAAUUGAAUAAUUGUUUCUUUUGAAGUGUGUGAUAAAAAACAAACAAACAAGACAUAGCAGCUGCGAUGGUAAACAAACAGACCUCGUUCAUAUUUUGAGAAACAACAAAGAAGGUGCCAUUUCAUAAACUGUGUUCAUCACAGUAAGUGCCAUGUUAUGCUGUAACAAUGUUUAUUAUAACAUAUAUUCCACACAAUGCUCGCUAUUGUUGUACAAAAUAUAAAACUAAUGGCACCUGCAUUUGCCGUGUUCAGCAGAACUGUUCACUACCCUUGCUCUGACGUAACCAGCUAAAUGCUUUGUGAUGUAAAGACGCUUGUAAUAAAUAUUUUUCUUCUCUCAAA